Seminavis robusta is the source of this 1437-nucleotide messenger RNA. NCBI's taxonomy places the organism in Eukaryota, Bacillariophyta, Bacillariophyceae, Naviculales, Naviculaceae. The record is from the annotation of a GenBank genome assembly.
UAAUCGAGUUUCGAAUCUUAUCAUUCUAGCUAGCAUUUUUCGUUGCUUUGUUUUGUGCUGAGUGCCUUCUCCAGGUUGCAUUGGAUAAGAUUGCGAUGAUACUCUCAGCAACAUGAUGUUUGCAUCUGUCAAUAAGCGAAACGAUGCGAGCUUGAUAAUGCGAUCCACAUUGGUUCUGCUGAUUCUGCUGAGUGCUGGCUCUUCGUUCAGCCUUGUCCAAAGUUUCCCCACAACAGCAAAGACAAUCUACCAAUAUAAUCAGGCAGCAUUGGGUAGACACCGUCAUUCUUCUUUGUCGGCAUCCAAGAGUUCGGAAGCGCCGCCACUGCCACCAUGGAAGUUUCAAGCAAGUCGCAUAUACUACCAAUUUCGAGCCAUUCCCACGAAGAAUGCUAGGCAGUACUGUCCACCCUGCCAAGGCAAUGCGUCACCCUUAAUUCUUCUCUCGUUGGGAGGGUAUACACUGGGUGGAAUCUUUUGCAUUGAAUAUCAAGAAUCUCCUAUUGGAUCCUACCGUGAAGUGGCAUUCUUGUCCAGUUUGGUGGCACGGCCUCCAUUCAUUGGUGCAUGGGCGUCUCACAUAAUCGUCGAUUCCGAGGAGGCUGCCAAGUAUGGACAAGAGUUUUGGGGACUGCCAGCUACAGUUUUGCCAAUCAACUUUAUUGCUGAUUCUUCGUCAGAGGAAUCCACCAAAAUCUCCAAUCAGCACGGAUCCAUCCUUUUGUCGGACAAUGUGAUUCAAGUCUCUGGUUGGGGUACAACGGUCCCCAACAAUAACGACAGAACAACAAAUACCAUCCCAAAACUCAUUCUGGAAAAAUUGGAUGUGUCCCUGCCAAGCUUCAGUGGACUUUUACCGGUAGACAACAACGAGGCUGCAGCAAGCAAGCCUUCACCACUUUUGCAGUAUCCCUUGAGUAUUGAAAAGCCGUCUUCCUUGGGGUUGGACCGUUCCAAGUCUCUUCAGUUUGGAGACGUUGCGGACAGUAGCAUGUUACACGAGGUUCAGAGCUUGUUGCAAGGAAGUCAUCCUUUGGCGUCCGUGGGAGUGGAGAAUGUAACAUUGGUUGCGGGAGAUCCGGAUGUGGUUGAUUGAGACCGAAAAUUGGCAGCUGUGAAUUAUAACAUCAAGACCACCAACAGCAUUUCAGCCAUUGGACUGUUUCUCAGUGUUGUGAUCAGCUGAGAAUACAUCUAUUUAUUCAACAAGUACCAGUACCGGUACCAAGGACUACGAUAAAGGUCGGACCUCGGUGUCAGUCUAAGAUACCCUCUGGGAACCUGCUUGAUUUUUAUCGAAAGGAUCCUUUUGAACUGGGAAGCUACGGUGGCCAUUACCCACGAUGUGUCAUGAUUGCUUUCUUUGAUUCUGUCAAAUGACAUAUGUACACUGUAGACUACCUUAGAGGUAUGCAUAUAGAUACAACCUUUCUAGCU